This is a messenger RNA of Adineta ricciae, 1219 nucleotides long. Lineage: Eukaryota; Metazoa; Rotifera; Eurotatoria; Adinetida; Adinetidae. The record is from the annotation of a GenBank genome assembly.
AAAAAAUUCCACGAAAAGUCCAAAAUCAUCGUUAGAAAAAUAUUGACCUUAAUUUCAACACCCAGCUAAUUUUUGAUCCUAAUAACAACACUCCAGCAACUUUUUGACCAUAAUGAAAACAAUAAUCAGCUGAUGUUGUUAUUAGGGUCAAAAAUUCGCUGGAGCGUUGUUAUUGCGGAAAUAGAUCCUAGGAACAACAGACGUAGUCAUUGAUUUUAUACCGUUGAUUUCCCCACUAUUAGAUUUCGGAUCAGGGUCAAUCGCACGUCAUUUGAAAGGAGAGGAUCCAAGGACCAAAGUGAUGCGGGAAUAUUUCGAAUUGGGCAUGUAAUAGUGGAGAGCAUGAUUAUUUAAGAUCAGCUAAAAAUUUAGUGUUGUAAUUAGGGAAAAUUACUCUACUUCUUUGUAAUGAAUCUCUUUUUACUAGUUAUUUGGGUGUUUUGAGACAUUACACCGGUCGAAUAGAAGAGAGUAGUAUACAUUAUCAUACAUCUUAUUUUAUUCAGUAGAUUUAUUUGACAUUUACUGAAAGUUAUACAUGGGUUAUAUAUCAUUUAAACUAAUCUACAAGUUUAUUUAGAUCUCUUCGUUAACAUAUUCAUUUGAUACAUAUGCAACAACUGUUAAUGAACAAUGUCAUACGACGACAAAUGGAAUAUCUGAUCCAACUAAAAAUGAUCAUAAAACACUAUUUGUUUCUGGGUUAAAAAAGAGUGUGCAUAAAGAAGAUUUACGUGGGCAUUUUCCAGGAUGUUCAAACGUGAUAAUAAAACGAUAUCGUAACUCAUCACAUCUGAAAUAUGCUCUUAUUACUCAUAUUACAGCACAAACAGCUGAAAUAAAUCGUCGACGCCCCAUUAAUUUCCAUCUUCUUGGUCCACAAUGCCGCAUUGAAUAUGCUGAUGAUAAUGUGUCUAUCCGCAUUAGAAAUCAAAGCUAUGAUUGCACAACAAUAGUGGUUGAACGAAUCCCUCCAAACAUCAGCGACGAUGAUCUACGCUAUUUGUUUCCAAAUUGUCGAAUAGUAAAGUAUUAUCCAGCGGUUGUUGUCUCCACUAGAGCAUUGAUAACCACAAAAACAACAAACGAUAAAGAUAUUUUAUUGGGAUACGCUUAUAUUGCCUUUGACGACAAGCAACAAGCAACCUAUGUCAUCGAACAUGCUAAUCAAUAUCAAGUGAAUGGUCAACUAUUAACAGUCUCCUUAUACCGCACUUAA